Messenger RNA from Nicotiana attenuata, 1995 nucleotides. RefSeq lists its product as uncharacterized. The record is from RefSeq and is a predicted model, not a curated record. The coding region runs from base 339 to 1700 and encodes 453 amino acids. The transcript has 10 exons. NCBI's taxonomy places the organism in Eukaryota, Viridiplantae, Streptophyta, Magnoliopsida, Solanales, Solanaceae.
UUGUGUACCUACGACUCUUUCACUUUCUCUCUCUCCCCUUCGCUUUCCUCUUCAUUUUCUCUCUCUCUCUCACACACACAGUACAUUGACACUACAAUUGACUCUCUUACUGAUGAAUCAGAAUAUAGCAUAUCGGAGUGGUUUUGCUUCUCUAGGGGUCUGGUUUGAUGAAUCAGAUGAAUAUGAAAUCUUGAUACAUUGAUUGUUCUGUUUUGGGUAAUGGCUGCCGGAGUUAUUCUAUUUUGACGGUAACUUAGAUUGACCAAGGAGAAACCCGUGAUGUUCAUGCUUCUGUCUCUGGUGUCUUGUGUUUUGAUGAGAAGAGGGUAUUAAAGGGCAUGGAAAGGAAAGGUGUCUUGUACAAUAUAGAUUCCAGCAUUGCAGCUAAACGGGAAGAUGAGAUUAACCAAGAAGUGCUUGAUCUAAAGCGAAGUCACUUUGAAGCUGGAAAUAUUCAAGCACAAAAUGACCUCUCCACACCAUGUGAAGAUUAUCUUUUAGAUAUUGAAUUUGCUGAAAGCAUCACAAAUCUGGAUUAUGGCUCAAGUAGAGGAUUGCUGGACCCUAUCUUAGAAAGCCAGAUUCCACUAUCACCUGGAUUAGUUGUGCAAGAAUCUCAAAGCCAGAAUGCUAUGUUUGGCCUUACCAAUUCGGAGUUGCAUGACCUCUCUCGUGAUAAAUGUGAAAGUCAGAUACUGGUUGAAUACAAUGCUAUCAAAUUCCCUACUGCGUUCACUCCAGGAGAUAUCAGCAAUGUGGAUGAUGUGGCAGGCUUCUUUGCUGAAGCUGCAUCUUCUGAGAAGAUGAAUGACAGCGUGAUUGACCAUUCUGUUCUAACGUCUAAAGGAAUUUCUUUUAUGUCUAAUGCUACGCGAAAUGAGGGGCAAGAUGUAAACUGUGAAAUAUUUGAUAUGCAUGAAUUUUCAGCAAUAAGCCCUCCAGUCACUUCUCAAGCAAUGAACAUUGACACACCUCUCACUCAAAAGCGUCUGCGCAAGCCUACACGAAGGUAUAUUGAUGAAUCCUCAGAUCUUAAUGCUACACGUUCUAGGAAAAGAGAAGUUUCUACUUGUGCAUCGGCAUCAAAGGAUAAGCUUCCUAGAGUCAGAUGUCAGAAGAAAUCUCGUGCAGAAUCUACGGAAAUGGAAUUGUUUCCCGAAGAGUCUUCUUGUAGAGCUAUUCAAGUGCCUUUUGCUUCUCUAGUGAAUGAAGAAUGUGAUAAGCGGCAUACAUCCAAUGCGAUACAGGUUAUGAAAGCUCACAAGGAGGUUACAGUCGUGAAUCCUAAAGAUGAUCCUAUUGCACUGAAGAAGUUGGAUCAAGAUGGUGCACGGAGGAAACAUCAUAGGCUCUGGACUGUUUCAGAGGUCAGAAAGUUGAUUGAUGGUGUUGCCCAAUAUGGAGUUGGAAGAUGGAGUCAUAUAAAGAAGCUUUAUUUCUCAUCUUCUGCUCAUAGAACAGCUGUGGAUCUCAAGGAUAAAUGGAGAAAUCUUCUUAAAGCAUGCUAUCUUCAGAAACAAAGCAAAAUAACGGAAAAGGGUAAACAUAACUUGUCUUGGCGACCUCUGCCAAAGUCUGUCCUGCAUCGAGUCAGUGAACUGGCAAACAUGCAUCCAUAUCCGAGAAAGGGGAGGUGCAAGAGCCGUUCUCCAUGUUCUUCAUCCUCUCCCGUGCAUACUAACAGGAGUAACAUCCAGUGACGACCCCCAACUGUUCAUCCAAAGAUUCGUUGAUUUUUCUUUUACCAACUUAUUCAGCUGCACUUCCUCUCCUAUGCAAAAUUGCAGGAAUAACAUCCAGUGGCCACCCCAAAUGUCCAUGCAAACAUUGGUUGAGCUCUCUUAUACCAACUUACUGCAUCGUUCGUGUAUAGAGCAGCUUCGUUUCAAGUAAAAAGGUUUUAUGUACAAUCUUUCUUACCUCUAGAAACGCAUUUGUCGCAUCUGUAACCUUUUUGAAUUUUGAAUUGAUACGAGGACUUCAUGUUUCAUUUCA